Messenger RNA from Acanthamoeba castellanii str. Neff, 2070 nucleotides. RefSeq names its product NOL1/NOP2/sun family putative RNA methylase subfamily protein. Gene Ontology annotation, molecular function: rRNA (cytosine-C5-)-methyltransferase activity; RNA binding. NCBI's taxonomy places the organism in Eukaryota, Discosea, Longamoebia, Acanthamoebidae. The record is from RefSeq and is a predicted model, not a curated record. Gene Ontology annotation, cellular component: nucleolus. The coding region runs from base 1 to 2070 and encodes 689 amino acids. Gene Ontology annotation, biological process: maturation of LSU-rRNA; rRNA base methylation. The transcript is spliced from 12 exons.
AUGCCGAAGAGGAAGAGCGUAGGAAGUGGCAACACCUCAGUUGCGUCGCCUGCCAAGCAGGAGAAGGCCGCCACACCCGCCAAGAAGCAGCGGAAGGUCGAAUCGCCCGUCACCAAAUCGCCCGCGCAAAAGCAGCAAUCACCCAAGGGCAAGGCCAAUGAGGUGGAGAAGAAGGGGAAGAAGAACAACAAGAAGGCCGAUGCCGACUCCGACGAUGAAGCCGAGAACCUUUUGACUAAGUCGGUGAAGACGAGCGUCACUGGCCAAGCGAAGAAGAGCCUCUGGGAGGAAGAAGAGCAAAGCGAUGAGGGAGAUGAGCUCCUUCAGCUCCUGGAGAAAGAGAAGAAGGCCAAGAAGGGUAACAAGUCGGUGGAGGCCGAGGAGGAGGACGACGAACAAGACGAAGAGGAGGAAGAGGACGAUGGGGAGCAGGAGGAGAACGGUGAGUUUGAAGUCGUCGAGGGAGCGGACGUCAACAGCGACGACAGCGACGGUGCUGAGGACGACGAAUUCCUUGGUGGGAGCGACGACGAAGAGGAGCUCGAAGUGGAGAAGAAGUCCAAGAAGAUCGUGCAGCGACAGAAGGAGGACGAGGCGCUCUCCGCGCUGGAGUUCCAGCACAGCGUCCAGGACGACGACGAGGCCAGCGAGAUGCCCAUCCUCCCGCCCAAGGACGAGGGCGAAGACGAUGCCAACGACAUGCCCAUGCAGAGCCUGAUGGGCAUGGACCUGGAGGCGGUGCGCACUCACAUGCACGAGGUGCUCCGAGUGCUGAACAACUUUGGCAAGCUGCGAGAGCCGGGCAGGCAGAGGCGAGAGUACCUCACCCAGCUCAGGCACGACAUCGCCGCCUACUACGGCUACUCCGAGUGGAUGGUGGCCAAGAUCCUCAACCUCUUCACCCUCAACGAGGCGAUGGAGUUCUUCGAGGCCAACGAGGCUCCGCGCCCGCUGACCAUCAGGACCAACACGCUCAAGACGAGGCGAAGGGAGCUCGCGCAGUCCCUCAUCCAGCGAGGCGUCAACCUGGACCCGCUGUCCAAGUGGUCCAACGUCGGCCUCCAGAUCUACGAUUCGCCCGUUCCCAUCGGUGCCACCCCCGAGUACUUGACGGGGCAGUACAUGCUGCAGAGCGCUUCGUCGUUCAUUCCCGUGCUGGCCCUCGACCCGCAGCCCGGAGAGCGAGUCCUCGACAUGUGCGCCGCUCCCGGUGGCAAGACUACCUACAUCGCCCAAAUGAUGAAGAACACCGGUGUUCUGUUCUCCAACGACAAGCACUCCGAGCGAGUUAGGGCCGUCGUCGCCAACGUUCACAGGAUGGGCAUCCGCAACACGGUGAUCACCAACUAUGACGGACGCAUGUUCCCCCGCGUGAUGGGCGGCUUCGACCGCAUCCUCCUCGACGCCCCGUGCACGGGCUCCGGUGUGAUCUCCAAGGAUCCCUCCGUGAAGACGCAGAAGGACGAGCGCGACGUGCACCGCAUGUCCCACAUCCAGAAGGAGCUCAUCCUGGCGGCCAUCGACUCUGUCGACAUGAAGGGCCACUCUUCGGGCGGUGCCGUCAUCGUCUACUCGACCUGCUCCAUCCUCAUCGAGGAGAACGAGGUUGUAUUUGUUAUCAUUCUCACCUUCGUGAGCGCCGUCGUCGACUACGCCCUUAAGAAGCGAGCGGUGAAGGUGGUCCCCUCGGGGGUGCCCUUCGGCAAGCCCGGCUUCACGCGCAUCGGCAGCCGGCAAUUCCACCCCAGCCUCAAGCACGCUGUCCGAGUGUACCCGCACACGCACAAUAUGGACGGUUUCUUUGUGUGUAAGCUGAUCAAGUACGACAACAUGCCGGUCCCCAUCCCGGCCAACGUCUCCGCCAAGCCGGAGGAGGAGGAGGCAGAGGAGGAGGAGAAGGGCGAGGAGGAGGCGGCGGUGGUCGAUGGCAUGGACGUCGCCGAGGUCGUGGGCGAGCAGCCCGCCGAGGAGCAGGCCGAGGCUGAGGCCCAGACCGAUGCGCCCAAGAAGUCGCCCAAGAAGAAGAGGAGCAAGAAGGGCGCCAACAAGAAGAUGACCGGCGGCAAGUAG